CUGUGUUUCUGAACUGAAGGUAAUGUUUCUUCUCUGUGUCAUUAUAUGGUGCACCAUAUAAUAAUCCUUAAACCCCUAAGCCUCCUGCCCUCGAAUCACGUACGCUCUCUGUCUUUUUCACUCCAUACACAAGUAACCAACCACUCCCUCCUUUUGCUUCUUCUCUAAUCUCUCUCACCAAAUCAUUGUCCAUUUGUUCUAUGCAUGCAAGAGGUGAUUGGGUCUUGAGUUGAUUGUACAGAGAAAAUGGGGUUCGUGAUUUCGAACUCUAGGAUUGGUUUUGUCUUUGCUUUUGGGUUUCUGGUGAUGAUUUGCUUCACUGGGUUUGAGUCUCAUGCUGAACUGAUUCCUCUACAAGAAGUGAAAACUCUUGAAACGAUAUCCCAGAAACUCCAGAAUUCUUUUUGGAACAACAUCAGCCAAAGUUCUUGCCAAGAUGGUGGAUCAAGCUUUAAUAAGAUUAUCACGGACAAGAUUCUAAGCAAUGUCACUUGCGACUGUUCCUUCGCAAACAACACUUGCCAUGUCACAAACAUAGUGAUGAAGGGUCUAAAUUUAACUGGUAUUCUACCUGAGGAAUUUGGAAAUCUUACUCAUCUACAAGAACUUGAUCUCACUCGUAACUACAUCAAUGGAUCAAUUCCUGCAAGCAUUUCUCGUGCCCCUCUUCAGGUUCUGUCUCUUUUAGGAAAUCGACUAAGUGGUUCUAUUCCAAAGGAAAUUGGUGACAUUGCUACUCUUACUCAGCUUGUGUUGGAAGAUAAUCAACUUGAAGGGCCUCUUCCUCAAAACCUUGGGAGUUUGAGUUCCUUGGAGCGACUCCUUCUUUCUGCGAACAACUUUACAGGAAUAAUUCCAGAAUCAUUUGGAAAUCUAAAGAAUUUAACCGAUUUUAGGAUAGAUGGGAGCCGAAUCUCAGGGAAAAUACCUACUUUUAUUGGAAACUGGACCAAACUUGACAGACUGGAUAUGCAAGGCACAUCCAUGGAAGGCCCCAUUCCUUCCACCAUAUCUUUGCUGACAAACUUAACUGAAUUGAGGAUAUCCGAUUUGAAUGGAUCAAGUAUGCCUUUUCCUAAUUUGGAGGAUUUGAAAAUUUUGGAAAGAGUGAUUCUGAGAAAUUGCUCAAUUACCGAUUCUAUCCCUGGCUACAUUGGAGAGCUGACAAAAUUAAAGGAAUUGGACCUGAGCUUUAACAAGUUGACAGGUGAAGUUCCAACGACCCUUGAGAAUCUUGUUGCUCUUGAUUACAUGUUUUUGACCAACAAUUUACUGACUGGAGAAGUACCAAGCUGGAUAUUGAGCAACAAAAAUAACUUUGAUUUGUCUUACAACAAUUUUAGCGGAUCACUUACUACAGUUGGUUGUCAACAGUUAUCAGUGAAUUUAAUUUCUAGUUUUUCAUCUUCAGAAAGCUCGUGGUGCUUGCAGAAGGACCUCCCUUGUUCCACAAAAGCCAAACACUAUUCUUUGUUUAUUAAUUGUGGGGGGAGUCGGAUGGAAUUCAAUGGUAAUCAGUACGAAGAGGACUUGAGCACUGUGGGAUCGUCAGACUUCAUUUCCUCAUCUGAGAAGUGGGGUUAUAGCAGUACAGGUGUUUACAUGGGGAAUGAUGAUGCAGAUUAUACAGCAACAAACACAUUGCCUCUUAAUGUUAAUGGUCCAGAAUUUUAUCAAACUGCCCGCCUUUCCCCACUCUCACUCAAGUAUUAUGGCCUCUGCAUGCUUAAGGGUAGUUACAAAGUGCAGCUCCACUUUGCUGAAAUAAUGUAUUCAGAUAAUGACACAUUCACUGGCCUCGGGAAGCGCAUAUUUGAUGUGUCAAUUCAAGGAAAUUUGGUUUUAAAGGAUUUCAAUAUUAUGAAGGAAGCAGGAGGUGCUGGUAAAGACAUCAUCAAAGAAUUUAAUGUCCUUGUUAAUGGUAGCACUCUAGAAAUCCACUUAUACUGGAAAGGAAAAGGAACUACUGCAAUACCUGAUAGGGGUGUCUAUGGACCUCUUAUAUCUGCAAUUACUGUGACACCAAAUUUUAAGGUUGAUAUUGGUGGUGGGGGCCUAUCUGCUGGAGCUAUUGCUGGCAUUGUAGUAUCAUCAUGUGUGUUGAUUGUAUUGAUUUUGGCAGUCCUUCGAUAUAUGGGUUACUUGGGGGGCAAAGACCUUGAAGAUAAAGAACUGCGUGGGCUAGAACUACAAACAGGUUAUUUCACCUUACGACAAAUUAAAGCUGCCACUGGUAACUUUGAUCCUUCAAAUAAGAUAGGUGAAGGAGGUUUUGGGCCUGUUUACAAGGGGGUACUACCAGAUGGUGCUGUAAUUGCUGUUAAGCAGCUCUCAUCUAAAUCAAAGCAAGGGAACCGUGAAUUUGUUAACGAGAUAGGCAUGAUAUCUGCUUUGCAACACCCAAAUCUCGUGAAGCUUUUUGGUUGCUGUAUCGAAGGAAACCAGUUAUUGCUUAUAUAUGAAUACAUGGAAAACAAUAGUCUUGCCCGUGCACUUUUUGGUAAAGCCUGCAACAUUAUCAGCAUAAUGUUAAAUUUAGAAGUCUUGUAUUUGAUGUUCUGGUCCCCUAUAAUUGUAGGUCGUGAGGAACAACGGCUACACUUGGACUGGAAAACAAGAAAGAAGAUAUGCAUAGGGAUAGCGAGAGGGUUGGCCUAUCUUCAUGAAGAAUCAAGGUUGAAAAUUGUUCACAGGGAUAUAAAGGCAACUAAUGUCCUACUUGAUAAAGAUCUGAAUGCCAAAAUAUCUGAUUUUGGUUUAGCUAAGCUGGAUGAAGAAGAGAACACACAUAUCAGCACUCGAAUAGCUGGAACAAUAGGCUAUAUGGCACCUGAAUACGCAAUGAGGGGAUACUUGACUGACAAAGCAGAUGUGUAUAGUUUUGGUAUUGUUGCCUUAGAAAUAGUCAGUGGAAAGAGCAACACAAAUUACAGACCAAAGGAGGAGUACGUGUAUCUCCUUGACGGGGCCUAUGUCCUACAAGAGCAAGGAAAUAUGUUAGAACUUGUGGACCCAGAUCUUGGUUCAAACUACUCCAAAGAAGAGGCGAUGACAAUGCUUAACUUGGCGCUUUUAUGCACCAAUCCAUCUCCCACUCUCAGACCACCCAUGUCAUCUGUCGUAAGCAUGCUUGAAGGUAAAAGUCCGAUUCAAGCACCAUUAAUCAAGCGCGACAUGAUGGAGCAGGAUGCAAGAUUCAAAGCCUUUGAGAGACUAUCACAAGACAGCCAAACACAUGUUUCAACCUUCUCGCAAGAUAGUCAUGUAAGAGGAACAUCAAUGGAAGGUCCAUGGAUUGAUUCUUCCCUUUCUCUCGCUAGUAAGGAUGAGUCCCAUGAACAUUCUUCAACAAGCACUCAACUCAAGGAUCUGUAUGAUGUAAACUUACAGUGAAGACAUGUUUAGUAAAGGUGAAGGAUUUGAAACUCUCUCAAUUGGAUUUGGUCCAAAUUAUUUUGUGAAGGUGUAGUUACACUAGGAGAAACGGUAUUAAAAAUUUGUUGAAUGACUGCAUCUGGAAUUGGUAGGUUCUACCAAUUAGUAAUGGA
Rosa rugosa (rugosa rose) is the source of this 3548-nucleotide messenger RNA. RefSeq names its product probable LRR receptor-like serine/threonine-protein kinase At1g53430. Bases 247 to 3393 code for a protein of 1048 amino acids. Gene Ontology annotation, molecular function: protein kinase activity; protein binding; ATP binding. The record is from RefSeq and is a predicted model, not a curated record. Lineage: Eukaryota; Viridiplantae; Streptophyta; Magnoliopsida; Rosales; Rosaceae. The transcript has 23 exons. Gene Ontology annotation, biological process: protein phosphorylation.